This is a messenger RNA of Lentinula edodes (shiitake mushroom), 951 nucleotides long. RefSeq names its product Alpha/Beta hydrolase protein. The transcript is spliced from 3 exons. NCBI's taxonomy places the organism in Eukaryota, Fungi, Basidiomycota, Agaricomycetes, Agaricales, Omphalotaceae. Gene Ontology annotation, molecular function: hydrolase activity. The annotation marks the transcript as partial. The record is from RefSeq and is a predicted model, not a curated record.
GCCUCCUUCCGCUUUCUCGCAGACUACUUCUCCGGCCCAGAGCUGCAACGGAUUCUCGGUUCCUCUGUGGAUGUAUACUCGACCUGGGCAAGGAAUGCGAAUCUUCCGAUAAAUAUAGAGGAGAUGGAGGAUGGCGGGAAGCUUAUGUGGAUUGGACCCAAAAGAACCGAUGAGAUGUUGCUUUAUUGUCACGGAGGAGCAUAUAUCUUUGCUGUUCAAAUAUUCACGAUUUCGUUCUGGAGAUAUAUCCAGGUUGAACUCGAGAAGAGAGGGUUGAAUGUCGGGAUCGCGAUUAUGUCUUAUUCUCUCGUCCCUGUCAGCCAAUUCCCAACUCCGUUGUGGCAAACUAGCCGUGCGAUAAAUCAUCUCCUCACUGUCGAAAACGUCAAACCCUCGAAUCUCGUAUUAGUAGGAGACUCCGCUGGAGGCAACCUCGUCUCGCAAGUCCUCUCCUCAAUGCUUCACCCAUUAUUCUCCCCACCAAUCAUACCUAGCGGAACACGUCUCCGGGGAGCAUAUAUGAUGUCUCCAUGGAUAUCCCUGACUGGCGUUUAUGACAACCACCCCCUUCCCUCGUUCACUGAAAACGACCACUGCGACGUAAUCGGUAAAGAAUCCCUCCUCACCUGGGGUCGAACCGUCCUCUCAGGUGCCCCGAACCCAUUCACCACCGACUUUCCCUACCUCGAACCAAUCAAUGCCCCAGCAGACUGGUACGCCCACCUCCCGGACAUCGUUGACCGCGUAUUCGUAUCUACAGGUGGAGCCGAAUGUCUUCGAGAUGCCGAUGAGAUUUUUUUUAGAGAGAAGAUUAAGCCGUACCAUGAGAAGUGCGAGUACUAUGAGAUGGAGGGAGGGGUGCAUAAUGAUCCAUUUUUUGAUUUUCAAGUUGCAGAGGGUCCGUUGGGAGGGAAGAGGCAGGGGUUGACGCCGAGGGUUUUGCAGUGGGUC